Messenger RNA from Lodderomyces jiufengensis, 1962 nucleotides. It is a transcript of the gene SAC6, whose product is annotated as fimbrin. Gene Ontology annotation, molecular function: calcium ion binding; actin filament binding. NCBI's taxonomy places the organism in Eukaryota, Fungi, Ascomycota, Pichiomycetes, Serinales, Debaryomycetaceae. Gene Ontology annotation, biological process: actin filament bundle assembly; actin filament network formation. The transcript has a single exon. Gene Ontology annotation, cellular component: cytoplasm; actin filament; actin filament bundle. Bases 1 to 1962 code for a protein of 653 amino acids. The record is from RefSeq and is a predicted model, not a curated record.
AUGAAUGUAUUAAAAUUACAAAAGAAAUUUCCUAUUUUACAACAAUCUGAUUUAUUUACAAUAAUUGAAGAUUUUAGAUCAAUUGAUUUAGAUGAUAAAGGUUGGGUUGAAAAAAAAGAUGUUAUAAAUAGUAUUAGUAAACAAGGACAAUUUUCUUAUGAUCAAACAAGAGAAACUUUAAAACAUGUUGAUGUUGAUGCUUCUGGUCAUGUUGAAUUAGAUGAUUAUGUUGAAUUAAUUGCAAAAUUAAAAGAAUCAAAUAAUGGAGAUGAUGAAAAUGAUAAUAAUAAUAAUUAUUCACAACAACAAUCACAACAAUCACAAUCCAAGCAAGAAGUCUUAUCACCUGGAAAAUUAAAUAAAAAAGCAGCACCUCCAAUUCCAAGUGCAAAUACUAAAAAUAAAACUUAUAUUGAAGGUAAAACUUCAGGUACAACUCAUACUAUAAAUGAUGAAGAAAGAACUGAAUUCACAAGACAUAUUAAUUCUGUAUUAUCAGGAGAUUCAGAAAUUGGUGAUAGAUUACCAUUUGAUACAGAAACUUUUCAAAUGUUUGAUGAAUGUAGAGAUGGUUUAGUAUUAAGUAAAUUAAUUAAUGAUUCAGUACCUGAUACAAUUGAUACAAGAGUUUUAAAUUUACCAAAAGGUAAAAAACAGUUGAAUAAUUUUCAAAUGUCUGAAAAUGCUAAUAUAGUUAUUAAUUCUGCAAAAGCUAUUGGAUGUGUUGUUGUAAAUGUUCAUUCAGAAGAUAUAAUUGAUGGUAAAGAACAUUUAAUUUUAGGAUUAAUUUGGCAAAUUAUUAGAAGAGGAUUAUUAAGUAAAGUUGAUAUUAAAUAUCAUCCUGAAUUAUAUAGAUUAUUAGAAGAUGAUGAAACUUUAGAACAAUUUUUAAGAUUACCACCAGAACAAAUUUUAUUACGUUGGUUUAAUUAUCAUUUAAAAAAUAGUGGAUCAAAAAGAAGAGUUUCAAAUUUUAGUAAAGAUAUAAGUGAUGGAGAAAAUUAUACAAUUUUAUUAAAUCAAUUAAAACCAGAUGAAUGUGAUUUAUCACCUUUAAAAACUUCAAAUUUAAUAAAUAGAGCAGAACAAGUUUUAAAUAAUGCUGAUAAAAUUGGAUGUCGUAAAUAUUUAACACCAAAUUCAUUAGUUUCAGGAAAUCCUAAAUUAAAUUUAGCUUUUGUUGCAAAUUUAUUUAAUAAUUAUCCUGGUUUAGAUCCAAUUGAAGAACAUGAAAAAAUAGAAAUUGAAGAAUUUGAUGCUGAAGGUGAAAGAGAAGCUAGAGUUUUUACUUUAUGGCUUAAUUCAUUAGAUGUUGAUCCACCAGUUGUUUCAUUAUUUGAAGAUUUAAAAGAUGGUUUAAUUUUAUUACAAGCUUAUGAUAAAGUAUUACCUGGUUCAGUAUCUUUUAAACAUGUUAAUAAAAAACCUUCAAAUGGUGGAGAAGUUACAAGAUUUAAAGCUUUAGAAAAUACAAAUUAUAGUGUUGAAAUUGGUAAAGCUAAUGGAUUUUCAUUAGUUGGUAUAGAAGGUUCAGAUAUAGUUGAUGGUAAUAAAUUAUUAACAUUAGGAUUAGUUUGGCAAUUAAUGAGAAGAAAUAUUAUAAAUACUUUAUCAGAAUUAGGUAAAGGAGGAUCUCAAUUAACUGAUUCAGAUAUUUUAAAAUGGGCUAAUUCUCAUUCUCAAUCAACUAAAAUAAGAUCAUUUAAAGAUCAAUCAUUAUCAAAUGGUUUAUUCUUGUUGGAUGUAUUAAAUGGUUUAAAACCAGGUUAUGUCGAUUAUGAUUUAGUUUAUCAAGGUAAUAAUUUAAAUGAUGAAGAAAAAUAUGCAAAUGCAAAAUUAGCUAUUUCUAUAGCAAGAAAAUUAGGUGCUUUAAUUUGGUUAGUUCCUGAAGAUAUUAAUGAAGUUAGAAGUAGAUUAAUUUUAUCAUUUGUUGGUAGUUUAAUGGCUGUUGCUGAAAAAUGA